This is a messenger RNA of Linum tenue, 1249 nucleotides long. The record is from the annotation of a GenBank genome assembly. NCBI's taxonomy places the organism in Eukaryota, Viridiplantae, Streptophyta, Magnoliopsida, Malpighiales, Linaceae.
CGGUCGCUGUCUCUUCAUAUUAGGCCGGCUUCUUCUUAUUCUGAAAUUCUUCUUAUUCUGAAAUUCCUCCCGAUUCGGGAAUGGAAUAAUAUGCGAUCCGUGCCGAAUCCUUCCAGUGAUCGUUCCUUCUCCAGAAAAUUAAGCGAGGCGCUGACCCAAUUACAGCCAUUGGUGCGGCGGCGGCAGCAGCAGAGCAAUCUCUUUGCUCGAGAUUCUUCUUUACCGGGCUCUGGGUUUUCUCUGCCGACGAUGUCUAAGAUGGGCACUGAUUAAAACUUGAUAAAGCUUGCAUCUUUCCCCGGAAAUCCACAAGGAGAGGGAAAGAGAGCCCUGGUGAACCUAGCUAAAUGGGUGUUGGAAAUAAUAAUCCUAAGGAGAUUGCCAUUAGAAGAAACAUCUCCAGCAUAUUUAAUAAGCGGGAAGAGGAUUUCCCGUCUCUGACGGAGUACAAUGAUUACUUGGAAGAAGUGGAAGACAUGAUUUUUAACUUGGUGUCAAACCCGGACACCCAAGCUACUGAAGCUAUUAAAGCAAGAAUAGAAGAAUACAAGAUAGAGAACGCGGAGCAAAUAAUGCUCAAUCAAGCACGGAAGGCUGAGGAAUAUGCUAAAGCUCUUGCAGCAUGUAAGGGGCUUCCACAGCAAACAGAUACUGAACUGAACUCUCAAGCAAUGCUCGGAAUAGAGACGACAGGGCAGUACGCGCCAAUAAUGGCUACUGGGCAGCCGCUUCCAAUGGGCCAACCAGGCUCAAUUUGGGGCGACGGGCACGAUGAUGAAGAGAUGAUGAGGCUACGAGCAGAAAGAGGGAGCAGAGCUGGCGGGUGGACUGCCGAGCUUAGCAGGAAGAGGUCGCUUGAGGAAGCCUUCACCACCAUCUGGAUUUGACUUUCCUUUUUGAAUAGCCUUUUCCUUUUCUUUCGAGUUUGGUGUUAUCUUCCACUAGGGUUACCAGCUUGUUCAUCUGUGAAAUGGAAGAAAAUUUUGAUCUGCUGACUGGUGAAUGGCAUAUGAUUAUGAAUGUUGAUAUCUCUGGAGAGAGCCAAGGCUUCUUUCCUGAAGUUACGACUUGAGUUAUCCAAGCUUAUACCUUGUCUCACUGUCAUUAUUGGUGAAUAAGCAUAGUGUGAAAAGAAUAGUCUUUGUAUGCCCAAAUGCAAAAUUUCGAGCAGUUUUGUUUCUUUAUCGCAAGAACAUAUAUUUUUUGCUACAGAUAAAAAUUAAGGAACCCACUUAUUGAAGAACGUUUU